Microdochium trichocladiopsis is the source of this 552-nucleotide messenger RNA. Its product is annotated as prokaryotic phospholipase A2-domain-containing protein. The record is from RefSeq and is a predicted model, not a curated record. Gene Ontology annotation, molecular function: A2-type glycerophospholipase activity. NCBI's taxonomy places the organism in Eukaryota, Fungi, Ascomycota, Sordariomycetes, Xylariales, Microdochiaceae. Gene Ontology annotation, biological process: arachidonate secretion; phospholipid metabolic process. The transcript is spliced from 4 exons. The coding region runs from base 1 to 552 and encodes 183 amino acids.
AUGGCUGAAACGCGGAAGGAAUCUAAUGACGUUGGUCUGAGAAAUAUAGAUCCUAUCCUUGCGGACAGCCAGGGUCUGUCUACGAAUGCACGCCGGUUGCCUGUGAAGCACGACGCCCGCGACCCGGCUACGCUGGACUGGACGACUGACGACUGCAUGUUGUCACCCGACAACCCGCUCGGGUUCCCCUUCGUCCCGGCAUGCCACCGCCACGACUUUGGCUACAACAACUAUCACAAGCAGAACCGCUUCACGACAGCUGGGAGACUCAGGAUUGACAACAAGUUCAAGACCGAUUUGUACUACCAAUGCAACUCGGUGACGCUCAAGUCUCUGUGCCGGGCUCUGGCAGAAGUUUACUACGCUGCGGUGAGAGCGUUUGGAGGGUUAGACCCCAGCAGGCGCGACGCCGGCCCGCCGGACAAAGAGGCCGAGGACGAUGUCGGCCCAUGUGAUGACAUGGCGGCGGCCCACGGUCCAGAUGAUUCUUUGCAAGGACAGGGCGUGAAGUACGCGGUCGGCCCCGAGAGCACGGAUGGCCCUCAGGAGUAG